Hibiscus syriacus is the source of this 846-nucleotide messenger RNA. Its product is annotated as GDSL esterase/lipase At4g10955-like. The record is from RefSeq and is a predicted model, not a curated record. Bases 1 to 846 code for a protein of 281 amino acids. NCBI's taxonomy places the organism in Eukaryota, Viridiplantae, Streptophyta, Magnoliopsida, Malvales, Malvaceae. The transcript is spliced from 3 exons.
AUGAUCGCAUGCUUCAUACAAGCAAUUUAUCUGCUUGAAUUGGACAGACAAGAGAGCAUACCAAAGGAAACUGCCCUUGCUCCAAACUGGUGGAUGACCUUCAAGUACAAGUUAGCCCGAACUUUGAUCGAUGAAAGGAAUGGAUCAAUAUUUGGAGCAGUACUAGAAUGGGAUCAGUCGGCAGCCCUGGUCGACUUUGUGCUUGUUAGACCUAGUGGAGCACCAAAGGCUGUCUUAGCACUUCGAGGAACAUUGCUUAAACGCCCGACUAUCCGGAGGGAUGUCGAGGAUGAUCUCCGAUUUAUAGCUUGGUAUGGAAGCAACAAUGUAUGUGUUGCAGGUCAUUCCUUGGGAGUUGGCUUUACUUUACAAGUGGGAAAAGCAUUGGCUAAAGAAGGAAUAUACGUGGAUGCUCAUUUGUUUAAUCCACCUUUUAUCUCACUAGCCAUGAGCUUGAGAAAUAUAGGAGAAAAAGCAGGGUUCGCUUGGAAGCAGCUCAAGUCGAUGCUUCCUUCAAGCAGUGUACCUCAGGCCAGUAACGAUCGGGAGAUUGGGCCACAUAUAUGGGGAGAAAACUUCUGUUGGAUUGAAAAAAUGGGUGCCUCACUUAAGGAAUUGAGGAAAAAAAUGCGGAAAUUUGUCCUAUGGAUAUGCACGUUGGCGAAGUUGUUCGUGAUGUCAAAGCCGUGGAAACAAAAGUUUAUUGAGGCUCAUGGGUUGGAGCAGUGGUGGUCUGAUGAGUUGGAUCUUCAACUUGCUCUGAAUAAGAGCAAAUUGAUAAGCAGGCAAUUGAAGUCCUUGUACAGUGUCCCGGUCACACAACAAGCUCAGGGAAGGCCAAGAUAA